Penicillium cinerascens is the source of this 303-nucleotide messenger RNA. RefSeq names its product nuclear transport factor 2 family protein. Lineage: Eukaryota; Fungi; Ascomycota; Eurotiomycetes; Eurotiales; Aspergillaceae. The record is from RefSeq and is a predicted model, not a curated record. Bases 1 to 303 code for a protein of 100 amino acids. The transcript has a single exon.
AUGGGUUUGUGUCUUACCCUUACUUACGUUGCUCAUGGCAGGCACCUUUGCCCUAUCGCUGGGCACUACCAUUCCAAGGCCGAGUUCCACGAAGGGACCAAGGCUCUCAGCUCAACUUGGGCGAGUCCCUUGAAGCUGGAAGUUCAAAACAUCAUCUGCGAUGGUCGCCAAGCCGCUGUUGAGCUGAAGGCUGUGGACACGAAGUGUAAGAAUGGCCUGCCGUUCACCAAUGUGUAUACCUGGAUAUGCGUGUUCAACGAACAGAACAAGAUUGUCAAGAUCCGCGCUUAUAUGGAUACGUAA